Messenger RNA from Symbiodinium sp. CCMP2592, 12823 nucleotides. NCBI's taxonomy places the organism in Eukaryota, Dinophyceae, Suessiales, Symbiodiniaceae. The record is from the annotation of a GenBank genome assembly.
GCCUGCUUCGCCAAUCGUCGUGCCGGACAACCUCGAGAAGAGGAUCGAGCCCGAGAACAACGGGGUUCUCAUCGAAUGGGGACAUGAUCCGUCGUUCUCUCUGCUCGGAAGGGCAGACGAUAGUGGUAGCGGUAGCCCAUCUGUCGUUCGGGUCACUCAUAGCAUGGAUCUUAACAGUACUCAGACGAGUAGGGACUUGCUCAAGGUCGUCAAAGGCUAUGCAAAGUCGAAUGUUCCCAUUACCGUCUGGGUUGACCUGCGCUUUGCGGGGGGUCCUGAUGAUCGCAAACACUUUGGCAAGCUAUGGUCUUCUUUCGUCAACUUAAGCACCGGAUUGGAUUUGAAUAACUGCCAUUACGUCCUGAUUGCUCCCUGGGAACAUUUCUCAUGGAAGAUGGAUCGAGUUGUCAAGUGGUGUUCCAAUCAUGAGUGUACGAGUUUUGAACUUCUUGAUGGCGAAAGAUCAGGCAAUUUAGGUCAUUGGAGAUUGCAUACUUCCCACAAGAAUUUGCCAAAUGAAGUGAUGAAUUAUUUUCAUGGCUGUAAGCUCAAGAACAUUUCAGAGCCACAAUUUCCUGUUCGACAAGCUGCUGUUGCGGUACAAGUUACUCUGAGCGAAGAACCAAUAGGAAGCGCAGCAGUGAUGGCAUCCUCUUUGCCCACCGUUUCUCUGGAGGAGCGUCGCCGACGCAUCGAGGCUUUCCGCAGGGCUCUUAAGGACCCUGAUUGCCUCGCGGAAGCGAUGGCCUUCGAGGAACCGGCAUAUUUCAAGGAUGCCUAUGGCGUUGUGAAGGAGGCGUACCAGUACAAGCUGGUGGAGCCUGCGGAGUCUGAUCCGCCAGAGGCCAUUUUCCUCGGCCGUAUCCGAAACGGCGAGUGGAUUGGUCUGCGGAAGCAGUACCCCUAUGCAGGUUUUCCCCUCCUGUAUGAGAUGUGGCACCGCCAUUUCAACAGCCCGGCUCAUCAGGGAAUGCCGAUUGAGGGCUUCGAGCUCCAUGGCGAUUCCCUCCUGACGGAGUGGACAGAACUUGUCAAAGCUUAUCUCCGCGACCUGGCUUAUGUGGGGCAUGCCACAAACGCCGAACGGGCUCUCAAGGCCACUGAGCCGUUUGAUGUCUGUCACAGAGCGUAUGUGCUAUCCCAGGAAACCCUGGGCUACCACGAGUUAAUGCCAGCUGCCACGGCGUUGUUAGACUCGGUGUAUACUCCAGCCCUCCGAAGAAUCGAGCAUCAAGAGCAACCAAGCUCGUAUUUUAUUAUCGGAGGAGACAGCUCUCUCGCGUUGGUGACCCGCGGCGACGGUGGACGUGUCCUGAUGAAGGGGACGAUGGAACCGUCACUCCGGGAGGAGAUGACCAAGGACAUUCGCAUGGAUGGAUGUUCGGUCGUCAUGCGCUGGGGAAAAGGGCUUGGAGACAUCGUGUGGCACGUGGAACAGGAGCUCAACCGAGUCCAGAAGUGGAAGAACGGCCAGGACCCGCUCGCACCGGAAGGUGUCGACAUUAUCAUCCAAUGGGGUGGUAAUGACGUCUAUGGCGAGUAUGGGUACAAAGGCUUUUCCUUCCACAUGCGCAAUGCGUGGGUUCGUGUUGAUGAUGCAUUGCAUGACACCCUUUCCAAUUGGGAGACCAAGGGACGCAAGGCCGUCGAGGACGCAAAAGAUGCCCUGGUCCGUCUCUCAUCCCGGAAGGGAGUGUCCUCUGUCACGUUGGUGGCUGGCCCCCACAACGGGGAAUUCUACGGGCUCCCAGAGGUCUACGACCUGGAGAUGGCUCGCCACUCCGAUGAGCUGAAGGAGCGAGGGAUCCGCAUAGUCGAUCCCCAGGCUCACAUCCUUUCGACAGAGCGUUACGAUGGGUUUCACAUGGAGGCUACCCACGAUAACGUGAAGGUAACCACUCGCUGGUUCUUUCACAUGUGCUCUGCAAUCAUGUUCGAGCGGUGGCUUGUGAAGCACGCGAUGGAGCUUAAGGCCAAUUCGCGUGGCAUCCUCUUUCACAACCACUUUCACCUCGGACUCGGCUUGGAAGAGCUCGACAUCCCUCCUACCACGGACUUGCUCAUCCCGGCGGAAGCUGAGAUGGUGACUUUCCCACCUGAGGCACCGCCCGUGCAACGUUUCCCAGAGGAGGAGAUUGUCUUGAACCAGCCGAUCCUCAGCUUGGAAAAGCUUGACGAGCUUGAGGGUGUACCGCCCACUGACUAUGUCAAUGAAGUGGCGAAAGAGUCAGAGGAGCUCACGGUUGAGGAUGUAGUGUCUCGUAACCCGAAUCCGGAGGACGAGCACCUCACCGUGGAAGCGGUUGACCCCGGCUCGGAGAUGGAACAAAUCGUUCGGAAAAUGAUUGAGUCGGUGAACCUGGUGAUGACGGAUAAGGAGGCUGAAGAGGUCGCCCAGGAGACGGGUGUUGCUCCAUACGAGUUUGUUGAGCCGAAUGUCACAGCUACAUCUGUCAUGGAUGGUGAGGCAGUCUCUACGAUUGCUACUUCCGACAUCCCGACGGAAGUCUGGGACUCCGGUCCGAUGGCUGUGGACUACGGCGCAGACGAUGAAGUGGAGCAUCCCCGCGGAAGUGGUGGACCCAUCUGGCUUACACCGGAUCAGCUACCUGAUGUCAAGGGUCGCAUGGGAUACUUUCGCCUCAAUGAGAUGGAGUGUGUUUCGUUGGGCAAGAAGCUGUCGUGGCACCUGCGUGGGCAUGCCAAGGACAAGGGAUUCCGCACUGUUGAGUUCGACGAAGAGCAGUCAGCAGAGAUUGGUGAUGUUUUGAAGGUCAUUGGGAAACAGUGGUCCCGCCUGACGGUGAUGACCAUCAUUGACCUGUUGACGUCCGAUCACUGUGACAAAGCACGGUUCGAACUCCAGGCGGAAGCCUUGGACGAGGAGACGCGGUUGGGCCGGGGAACAAACUGGCACUUUACCCGUGUCCGAGCAUUCCAAGGACACAACGCCUGCUUGCUCGUCCUCGACAGCGACCCGCUGAAGACCACUGUCAAACAGUGGGCCCUCGAUGAUCAGUGGAUCCCGUCCUAUGUUGAUCUACCGAUCACUGGUCCGUAUCCUUAUCGGGCAACGGCCUUCGAUCUGAUGCCAAAGCUGGCGUAUCACGCCACAUACUGGCGAAAUUUCAUCAAGAUCGUCAACACAGGCCUCAUCCCGGGAGGGAAAAUGACCUCGAAGGGCAACAGCGGAAGGCCCUUCAGCAUGUUCGCGAUGGAGCCUCAGUGGGAACGCACCUCCAAUCAGGGCGUCCGCCCUGGCGCGCAGCUGGAAUUUGUGAUAGACUUACAGCUCGCUGCUUGCGAUGGCUGUCGGUUUUUCGAGACAAAAGCUGGAGCGCUGCAGACGCCGGAUUGGAUCAGCAACCGGGCCAUUCUGUAUGCAUAUGACCGGUCGACUCAGGAGAUGAUCUGGGCGAACCGAGCAUACGAACCGGCGCGGAAGCGCUUGGCCCAGGCGUGCAAAGACAAGAGCCUCAACACGCCCAUUUUUGGCGAGCGGGGUCACCAGGAACUGAUCGAUGCAAAUGGCUAUUGCUUCAACUACCUCGUUGCAGGCCUAGGGUAUCGCAAUUUCGACACCUGGAAAGACGCCGCUAAGGCAUGCAAGGAUGUCUAUGACCUUGAUUUCUACCCAACAAGCAUGUGUGGUCUAGACAUUCGCAUCCCGGAAGGGCAUGCCUUGCAGGGCUCUGAGUCGUUGUACAAGAUGGUGGUUCACGUGGCUCCGAAGCACCCCCAUCAGAAAUGCAAUGAUGAAUCGGAUUGGCGCCGCCAAGAGAAUGUCAGCAUUCCUUCUUUUGCUUGCCCGAGCUGCGGUACAUCCAACGUUGAUGGUACAAUCUGCUGCUAUCGAUGUGAGUCUCGACUGGAACCGCACUCAGAUGUGAGCAUGGCCUUGGAGAACACCCGUGCAAAGCAAGUUGCCGCCCGGAAGGGUGAGCCCCUGGAUUACAGGGCAUUGCAACCAAGCGGGGAGGUCAACUCCAAUCGGGCUACGGGCAACAAGAGGGAUCGAAGUGCUGGCUCUGGCCCAGCCGCUGUUCGUCAGCAGGCCGCUAAGUACCUCGGAAAGGCCUUAAAGGCGGGUUCUCGCACUGUUGUUGAGCGUCAGUCUCGUGAUCCGUUCACGGCCUACAACAAUGCAAGAUUUGGCAUAUCCAUCACGGGGCUUGAGCAACUCAUGAUUUUCGCCCGAAUGAGGAUCGCCAACCCGCCGAGGUCACGCCAGAUGAUCCAUGACCGCACCGGCUUUGACGGCGCAGCAAAGGUGAGCUUCUCAUUCCCACCGGAAGGUGAGGACCUGACACUUACGGACCACUGCUUUGUGGCGUUCGUGGACAGGUUCUACAAGCUUGACGAAGCCGCCUUGCUAGCGUUUGCCGUCCAUCGCAAUGGCUACGUUAUGGACAUACUGGGCUUCAGCGGUCGCAUCUUGAAGCCGACCGGUCCAGUGGUACAGAUCUUGGCUAGGAUUGUGGGAUUCUUCCAAGACGAGGUACGAUAUGCAGUUGAGCGCGGCGAACAGGUGCCUGAGCUGGUCUUACCUGCCAAUCAGGAACUCCGCGUCCCGGAAGGGCUCGCCUCUCUUGGGGACAGACAGCUGAACGAGCUUCUCAUCAACACGAAGUUCGCGAGACAGCUCCCCGGCGCCAAGGGCGUCAAUGAGAGGAUCGGAUAUGCCUUUCGAGCAGGGAGGACGGAGAUCAGAGGCAGAUCAUCUCAGCCACCGAUUCCUAAGGCGAGGCCUACUACUCGAGCGACUGGCAGUGCACAGCGAGCUGGCUCAGUUCCCCCGAAGCCACGAGCACGCCCACGCGACCCUUCUCCGGGAGUGGCAGCUACCCGUCUGCGGCCAACCGAGCCCAGCUAUCCGCCACCCGGAAGGGAUGUGCCAGGAUCGUCAACGGAUGCACCGAUGCGUCCGCCCGAGCCAAAAGGGCCUCCACCAACGACCUUGGUUGUCGAUUCAAGGGGGAACCCUAUUGACCCAUCGCAGUCGCGCCGACCGUACUUCACUCGGCAUGAUGCGCUGCUUUGGGCUCGCCUCAAGGCAUCUCGGGACAAGAACGUUCCCAGAGGAAUGGAAGAUCGUGCGGUACCAGCUUUUCACGAUUUGAACGACUUCCACCUCCUGGCACCGGAGCAUGUGGGCUACUUCCUCGCUGGCUGGAAAGAGACCCAAAAUGGGGGGGCCCUGGAGCCGCCAGAAGACCCGAGUCAAGCCUUCGAUGCAGAUUUCUCGCCUUCGCCGGCAGAAGAUUUGGAUCGUGGUCCUAAGAUCUCUGCCGAGUUCCGCGAUCUGGUUGAGCGGCUUGUGCAGCUGCACGUGACUGAGCUGUCCGCGUGCAAGACGGAGUCAGGCCGUUAUGGCCACAUCCAGGCUCCAACUCAGCCGAAGCCUUCGCGGUUGAAGAACCGGAAGCCUCAGAGAAGGCGUUCCAUGAACGCGGAGGACGUCUUGACAGCCUGGGACAAUGAGUACAACAACGACAACGGCAACAUGAACCGUCCUUUCCAGAUACAGACGACAGCGGAUUUCAGUGAGUCUUUGACAACGUCGAAGAACACGAAGUCAUCCAAAGGUGCAGAGUCUGGACCUCCCGUCCCAUACGGUUGGAGGCGGCGCCCGACGUAUGAGGAGUUCCAGGACUUCCUGCAGUCCAGCAAGUUUGAGAUCCUGAUGACUUCAGUGCUGGGCCUUCACGUGCUCUGGAUGGCGAUGGAGCUGCAACUCUACGGCUCUUUGAUGGGCCUUGACCUUGGCAUCCUUGAGACCAGUGAUGUGCCGAGAUCUGACUGGCAUCACUGGGAAACCGUCUUCCGCUACGGCGACACGGCCUUCACGAUCUUCUUCACCAUGGAUGUGGUAAUCCGGGUGAGCAUUCUUAAGCUGAAGUUCUGGAAGGUCUGCCUGAACUAUGUGGACGUGGCUGUGACCGUCGCGUCCCUUUUCGAGCUCACUUCACGCGUGUUCCUCCUACCGGUGAACCCGGUCCUUUUCCGGCUACUUCGGAUUUUCAAGUUGGCACGAGCUCUUCGAAUGGUGACCAUGACGAACGUCCUGUCAUCUCUCCAAUUGCUCAUCAAAUGUUUGAUGGCGAGUAUCGAUAUGCUCUUCUGGACGUUCUGCUUGCUUACCUUCUUGCAGUGCGUGGCGGGCAUGAUCGUCAGCACACUCUGCCGUGACUUCAUUGAGAACCCAGAUUUCCUCCUCGCGACACGUGAAGAAGUGUACCGCUAUUAUGGUAGCUUUACACGUACUUUUUUGACGAUGUUUGAAAUAUUAUUCGCUAACUGGGCCCCACCCUGUCGAGUCCUCUUGGACAACGUGAGCGAAUGGUUCUCUCUGUUUUUCCUGGUUUAUCGAUGCAUCAUUGGAUUUGCAGUGUUGAAUGUCGUAAAUGCGGUCUUCGUGCAGCAGACCAUGAAAACAGCCAGCUUCGACGAAGAGUUGGCCUUCAAGCAAAAGGAGAGGGACGUCAUAACCUACACCAACAAAGUUCGAAGGCUGUUUCAAACCAUGGACGAGACAGGGGACGGAACGCUGAAUUUCGAGGAGUUCUCCAAGCUCGUCACAUCGCCCAAGCUGAAAUUCUGGAUGAGUCAGCUGGAGCUGGACUAUCACGACCUCUUGAGUCUCUUCGAAUUUCUUGAUAAUGGAGACGGGGAGAUCACACUCAGCGAGUUCAUCGAGGGUGCGACUCGCCUGCGAGGUCAGGCCAAGGCCUUGGAUGUUUGGCGGCUGGAGACGAAAGUGGACCUAGUUUACUGCCAGCUGAUUUCGGAGUCUGGAAACGUGCCCAUCUGUGGAUGGGUUGUGGCGAAGCUUUCCGAAGACUUAGUGAUUGCAACGGCUGGUGCAGCCGUGGAAUCCUUAGAGCAGAAGCUGGUGGUGAGCGUAGGUGACGUGCAAGUUGGAAUCAUUCGAUUGCCUGGCUCUGCUGCCUCCUUGAGUGUACCCACGCGCUGGAAGGGCCUCCGUCCCGCUGCUUUGCCUACUUUGAGUGUUUCUCAGGCGGCAUGGAAGAAGACCAAGGACGCCCCGCCCGAGAGCAGCGACACUUCGGCCGCAGAGGCGGCCCCGCGCCGCAAGAAGGGGCUAGAGGCGGACCUUGCGGGAUUGACCGCGCUUUUCGGAGGAAAGGACGGAGCGGCAACCGACGACGAGGACGACGACGAGGAGGACAGCGAGGAGGAGCUCUUGCUGACCAAGGGACCGAAGCAUCGUUAUCUUCCGCCGGGAGGUGCUUCGUCCGGCGACCUGGUGAAGAAGGAGAAGAAGAAGAAGAAGGAGGACGGGCCGGCCUUGAUGCGCAAUCUGCUCAAGCAGGGCAUUGAAAAGGGCCAGACCGCCAACGACCUAAUGCCGAUGAUGAUGAUGGCCAUGAUGCUGGACCGGGACCGCGGGGAGCGAAAGAAGCGGAGAUCAAAGGCCUCCGGUUCCUUGGAUCCCCUUGGUGGCUUGGACUCCGAGAGCUCAAGCGACGACGAUUUGGGCAAGCGAAAGGACGGCAUGAAGGCGAUCGCCUCCCUGCAGAAGAUGCACCGGCGGAUCAUGGAGAAGCCGGGCAAGAUCUGCGAGGAGUUCGAGCGCGAGGUUAUCGAGGAGCUCGGCGUGGUGAAAGGCCAGGCCUGGACGUUGAAGGACUUCCUUCGAAAGCAGAGCUGGGGCAAGUUCACAGGGAUUUACCGUUGCGCUUGGAUGGAUGUAGCAGUGUACGAGUUGCUGAGGGCCAAUCGUCCCGACGCCGCGGCUGCCCAGGUGAUUCAAAACUUGAAAGCGAAACAGCAAAGUGUGAUCCAGAUGGGCGACUGGCAGGCGGCUUGGCUCCUCACAGGGCUGGCGGAUCCAUUGGCCAGGCGGGAGUUCGCCGGCUCCAAACAGGAAAUGUCGGUGGUCAGCUCCUACCUGUCGGCCUUGCACGACCUAAAGAAGAAGGUGCGAGAAGCUCACCAGACCGGCCACGGAGAGGCAGAGGAGGAGGAGCAGGGCGGUAUGUUGCUGGAACGGUCCAGUUCUCAAGAUGCUCCGCUCUUCCCGAGCAUGCUCCCGUACCCGGAGGUGAUCCUCCCUGAAGGUGUGCAUCUGGAGGCCGAGCCGGCGAAGAAGUGGUUUGCCAAGACCUUUGUGAAUACUUGGGUUUGUUGGGGCAACUUCGUGGCGCUGGGCUGCCCUUCAAUGCGUGGAGCUUGCAUUGAGCCGCGAGUAGCUUAUUACAACAUGGCAGAUGCGAGGGUGUUUGCUGAUAGGCUGCUUGGCGAGGUGGAGGAAUUCACAACUUUGGACUUAGCUUUGGGAAACCUUUCCUGUGAAGGCAAGAGAGGCACCAUUGAGAGUAUGCUCGAGCGAGUCCGAUGUACAGCGGGUGCAUGUUAUUCAGCUUUGGUCGGUCAGGUUGCUGCUCAGGAGGUGGCCGGGGCUCUCCCGGUUGUUGCGGCCCGUGUGGCCAUUCCCAAGGAGGCUGGCACCGUGGAUCCAUGCAAGUGGUUGCCGCCUGACCGGGUCGAGAUCUUUAGGCAGCUUCACGAGCUUCGCAAGCCAGAGUUUGCGUGGAGUGAUGUUGUGGUGGCCUGUCAUCGGGUACCUGCUUGUGAAGAGGCGGCCUUGGCUGAGCACUUGCUUCAGUCGAAGAUGGCGGUGCUGGUGCCAGAGGAGCAGCUCCCUCGUGACAAGGCGGGGCGGCUCAUGUGUGGAGGUCUGUUUAGUGUUCCGAAGAACGAGCUUGAAGACCGGUUGAUCUUUGACAGAAGACCAGAGAAUGCGACAAUGGAGCGAUUGCGGUGGGCACAGUUGCCGAACGGUGCCUGCUUCACCAGGAUGUUGCUGAAGCCCAACCAGUACCUGCGGGGCUCGGGCCAGGAUCUCCGGAACUAUUAUUACAGCCUUAUGCUUCCUGAUGGUUGGCUCAGGUUCAAUUCAGUCGGCCGUCGGGUCUCACAAGAAGUUGUCCGGCGACAUGGCGGGGAUCCUCGUAUUGCGUAUCGCUUAUGCUUUCGGGUUUUGGGGAUGGGUGAUGUCAACGGAUGCUGUAUCGCGCAGGCUGUGCAUGAGGAGGUGCUCCGCAGGCGCGGCGUGCUUCGUGAUGACAACAUCCUUGUGUAUGGGAAACCGGUGCCCGAGCAGGAUCUCUGGACCGGGGCCUAUCUCGAUGACCUGCUGGUUGCGCUGCGGUGUACGGUGCCCGAGCCGGUGCCUUUGGAUGGAACUUUUGUGCCACCCGAGCCGCAGGAAUCCGAUGAGGAUGUGCGGGCCAUUCGCGCCGCGAUCGCCGGCUACGAGGAGGCCGGGCUGCAGCGAGCAGUGCAUAAGGAGUUCAACCAGAUCGUGGACUUCAAAGCAUGGGGUGCUGAAGUGAAGGGGGUGAAGGGUACAGUGGGUGCACCCAUGGAGGUGCGUCAACAGCUGUGGGCGCUCCUGGCCAAGGUGGUGUCCUUGGGCUGGUGCACUCGUGAAGUGUUGCAACGAAUUGUUGGCUAUGUUUCGUUUGUCUUUCAGUUUCGGAGGGAGAUGUACUCAUUGCAGCAUCACAUCUACAAGUUCAUGGCAAACCUCCCGAGGCAGAAGUGGCGACGUAUUCCAGGCCAUGUACUUGACGAGUUGCGUAGCUUUGCCCUGCACCUUCCUUUCGCUUAUUUCUCCAUGCGGAAACGACUGGACCUGGAGGUGCUGGCGACCGAUGCGACUCCGACUUCGGGAGGUGCGGUCACGGCCCUGGUCUCUGAGGCUUUAGCGGACGAGCUUUGGCGUAAGUCAGAAGUUCGGGGUGAGCCGGUGCGGUUGGAUCGGAGUGAAGGCUUCCUCUCGAGUAUUGCGCCUCCUGCGGCGCCCUCCCAGUUUGCCAGUGCGGUGGCCGAGUCCUUGCCUUGGUCCGUCAUCAGCUCCUACUCGUUCCGCCAGACGUCCCACAUUAAUCUUCAGGAGUUACGUGCUCUUCGACGAGAAAUUGUUCGUUUGGCAUCAAGGAGCUCGGGGGAGGGGCAGAUCAAGCUUUGCCUUAACGACAGCCGGGUAGUGAUCGGAGCGGUGACGAAGGGGCGUUCCUCCAGCUAUAAGUUGAACGGGCUUCUUCGGACCAUGUUACCGUAUCUGACUGCUGCGAAUAUCACCUUGGCUUUGCUGUGGGUUGAGACUGAAUCCAACAGGGCAGACGCUCCUUCUAGAUUCGAGUCACUGCCGGCUCCAGUGCCGGCCCCUCCUUGGCUGCAGAGUUUUGGUGUGGACGCUUGGCGUGCAGGUGCCGGCCUAGAAGUGUUUUCCCGAGCGGGGCGAAUGACAGAGGCGCAUCGUGCUCUGGGGUUACUUAUGCUGGAGCCGAUCGACUUUACUUUAGGUCGUGACGUCUUCGACUCGGACAUUGAGGCCCGGCUUCGUCGACGCGAGGUGGCCUGGCUGUGGUUGGCUCCUCCUUCAAAGGGCUUCAAUCGUCGGUGGUGUGCCCAGGCCGGACCGGCGAUACGACCAAAAGGGGAGCCAGAAGGUGACGAGGCAGACCCGAGAACCUGGUGGGGCAAUCUUUUGUGGCGGCAUUCCUUGUACUUGGCCCAGGUCGCUCUCGACCACGGAGUGUUCGUCUUCUUGGAGCAUCCGAGGAAAAGUUUGGCUUGGGCCUUGCGGGACACUGAGCUGUUCCAACACCGUGCAGGGAUGAUCAAGCAUAGAGUGGAUUGGUGCAUGUAUGGGGAACACGGGCAUGAUCUCUCAGUGGGAAAUGCACAGAGUGUGGUGUUGUCCAAUGCUCCGUGGCUGGGUUCAGUGAUCCGACGCUGUGCUCAGAAGCAUGUGCACCCGAUCCCGGUUCGAGGCUCGAGUGCCAAAAGGUGUGAUCAUCCGUGGGGCUUCUGUGUCGAGCUCGCCAAUGCCUACCGUGCGUGGCUCCUCUCGAUGGCUCUUGCUUUGGGGGCGCCUUUGCGGCGCUCGUCGUCUCCAGGCCUUGUGGACCGGUGGCUGGAACGCUGCGUGGACCACGCUUAUCGCACAGGUGAGAAGCUCUACCGGGUUCGACUUGGAGUACUAGGUGUGCAGCGCAUCCUUAACAUUGCUGGUCCUUUAUUGCGCUCAACCUGGUCAGCUCUUCGGGGAUGGCGAGCGCUACAACCAGUGCGAUCCAGGGUGCCGAUCUCGUCUUCACUGUUGCAUGCGUUCCUGGUGGUGUCUUUGGCUCGUGGCAACGCCGAGGUGGGCCGUGCUCGCGAGAGGUGGUGGUCAGCAAUGCUGGCAGCUUGGCUCUCUUUUGAAGGUCUGCUUCGGCCAGGUGAACUUUGCCAAUUGCGAGCAGGUGACAUUGAUCUGCCGUUGGAUAGCCUCACCGCUGCCGAUGAAGGCCUCAUCCUGACGAUUCGGCAGCCCAAAACACGUCGGGUAUACCACACUCAGUUUGUCCUUGUGAAGGAACCGCGUUUGGUCAAAUGGAUGGUGUGGUGGCUUGAUGCUGUACCAUCAGGCAGAAAAUUGUUCAGGCUGGGGCGUCGAGAGUGGGCCCGCCUUCUGACGGCAGGUCUCUCAGCUCUGGGUGCAGACCAGAACGGCUACACCUUGGGCAGCCUGAGAGGAGGUGGAGCUACGGCCCAUUUUCGAGCUCAUGAGAAUCUGGCACGCCUUCAGUAUCAUGGACGUUGGGCCAGGUCGGAAACACUACGCUUUUACUUGCACGAGGCGUGGGCAGCCCAGGGGGAUGCUCAGCUCUCUGCAUCUAGCAAGGAGCGAGUGCGCAUGGUCUUGCAGCAUAGCCACUUCCUGAGUGCACCGCCUCCAUAUUCGCUCAAGAGGCGGAACAGGAGGAGCAGCAAAAGGAAAGUCGGGCUAGCCAACCAGGGUUCGUCUUCUUCCUGGUCACGCGUGGGCGGUGCAAAAGCGAGAGCAGCGGCGACUGAGAGGGACCCGCUUCGACGGGUGCAACCUCCUGCGGCCCAGCCUCUUGAGCACGUGCCAGCCUCGGCCGUGGUGCGCUACUCCUCGGUGAACUGUUACGUGGUUCUGGAGAAUCCGUUGCAGCCUACCCGGGUGGGAUGGAUCAUGACAACCUGGAAGACGCUCGAGGCAAGCCUUCCAAGCGGGCGAUUGUGCACCUCUCACGUCCGACUCCGUCGCGUCGACUCAGUGGAGGCCGCCAUGGCGGCGCAGUCGGCGGCUCAAAGUUUGGGGGAGCAUGAAGUGGAUCAAGGCUUAACUCCUGCGGAGAUUCUGCAAGAUCAACACAGCAGGGACUCAGCUUCACGAUGGAGGGCGGGAGAUGCCCGCCGUCGCAUCACAGCGGCCCUUGCUCGCUUGGUCAACUCACUGCAGUCCUGGACGACGGGCUCCACGGAGCGCGCUUCGACGCGCAAUGGGCCACAGCCGGUGCGCCCCCGGCCGGUGCAAGCGCUGAGGGUAGAUCCCUCAACUGCCGCGGCUUCCUCGAUGUGGUGGCCGCGGUACUCCUGGAUAAACAAGUGGACUCUCCUGGGGCUCAUGCUCAUGGUCCUCUUUCCCAAGGUGACGGCGCUCGUCUUCGGCUUGAUGGUGCGAUUGGUACUACGUGCCCUCUCGGCCCUCAUCUCGCACUUGGCUCGUGAGUUGUUCACUCAGAUCUUGGAGAUCACAGGGGACAUUGAAGCUCAGCUGGUGCACUUCUUGAGCGUCCAGCUUGGGUUGACAUCCGACUGGCAUCCCCCAAUGACGAUGCCAGGAGCACCAGCUCCGCCGGUCUAUCCGGCGUUUGCUCCGCCACCUGCGCCUCCAGCUGCCCUCCCAGCCCGCCCCAUGGACAUGAUCACCUUGGUGCUGGUGGCCCUGCAACUUCGCAAUGCCCCAGGUCUGGGGUGGGGUGGGGGACAAGGCUGA